CCUUCGCACUGCCAGUGCCAUCGGGGUCUGCCGACCACUGGGACCGGCACGAGUACAUAGAAGAUGCGGUCAUCUCCAAGCUUCAGACCAUCUCUGGUUGUUGCAGCUCUCAACUACUACCAUGUUCAAUCCCAAUACAAGAUCUGAUUUGUUCCAAGGCACAGCGUUGUUUAGCCCUCUCGUGCCGAGGCGGGUUCAGGAUACAUGGGGUGCAUGCGGAGGGGAUAUAGCGGCAGGCAAUCGAAAGGCGUCUCAUGUCUUUUGUCGCGACAUGGAGGAUCCCUGGCUGUCCAAGCUACUUCAGCGCGCCAUACCAGUUUUCCACAUGAGUUGGAUCAGCGAUUCAGCCGCGUGGAACUUCCUGCGUCCUAUCAACGGAUAUUUGCUAGAUGGUCGUCGCACACUUGGCUCGUCCAAUUUGCCCGGAGAAGAUUCCCAAGCUACUCUAUGCGUCUCCGAAGACAACAUACCCCAGGAAGAACAAGAGCCCCCUAGCUCUCAGACGCUGAUCGACCCAUCCAUUAGCUUGACCACGGCGACCAAACGGAAAUCUUCGCCCGUUUGGGAUGCGGAAUCUUCUAGGCGACCUCGCAAGACUGUUCGGAUGGCAGGCUUUGACCAGGACCGCAACUGCAUUCUCUCUUCAACACCGGUCACGAAACAACCGACCAAGCGCGAACGUCGAGCAAAGACCACGCCGUAUCUGGACCUCCGCAAAGUCAAUGCGCCCAAGAAGUUGUCCUCUCUCGAGUACGAGGCCUUAGACGAAACUGGCUCCAGAAAGAUUGCCGCUGCGUCUUACGACCUGCGACAAGCCAUGGAGAAAUCAAACACUCGGGUGUCUGUCGCUACUGCCUUGGGGAUUCUCUGCGAUGUUCCGACUGACAACGCUGUGCAAUUCGUACCCGGGCUUCGUCACAAGGGCAAGGAGUUCCGGUGCAAGUUCAAGGCGUCGCAAGAUACGAAAGUCAGGGAUUAGCUUGUUGUGUUCUGUUCGAAUGCUGUAAUUUUCAUGUCAUUGCCGCUCAAAUUGAAACUGCUAUACCGUUA
Messenger RNA from Rhodofomes roseus, 1050 nucleotides. RefSeq lists its product as uncharacterized. The transcript is spliced from 7 exons. Lineage: Eukaryota; Fungi; Basidiomycota; Agaricomycetes; Polyporales; Fomitopsidaceae. The record is from RefSeq and is a predicted model, not a curated record. The coding region runs from base 122 to 979 and encodes 285 amino acids.